Messenger RNA from Cynocephalus volans (Philippine flying lemur), 2485 nucleotides. Its product is annotated as F-box-like/WD repeat-containing protein TBL1X. Gene Ontology annotation, cellular component: histone deacetylase complex. Gene Ontology annotation, biological process: regulation of transcription by RNA polymerase II. The record is from RefSeq and is a predicted model, not a curated record. NCBI's taxonomy places the organism in Eukaryota, Metazoa, Chordata, Mammalia, Dermoptera, Cynocephalidae. Gene Ontology annotation, molecular function: protein binding; transcription corepressor activity. The transcript is spliced from 17 exons. The coding region runs from base 359 to 1921 and encodes 520 amino acids.
AGUCUGCACAAGCCCAGGGAGCCCGGGAGCAACGAGGGGCAGGCUCAAGGGAAGGCCCCACCAAGUCUUUUUGGGGGCCCUUGAAUGGCAACUGAUACAUAAUAAGACACAAUCUAUUCUGCUGAUUCACAAUUAUGGAGACUGUGUAACUGAAGAUAGAAGAGAGACCUAAAAAUAAACUCUUGAAAGAAGGAGGGAUUUGCCUUCGUUUGGCUCUGAGCCAGUCCCUGCAGACGCCCUGCCGCUUCUAUGAUCGGAGGCUGGGAAGCCCACUGGUCCAAAGGUCUACACAUGAAGUCACCAUAACGAGGGUGGCUCCCGCUUCCUAAAGACCUCAUCGCCGCGAGGUGAGGCUAAGAUGAGCAUAACCAGUGACGAAGUGAACUUUCUGGUGUAUCGAUAUCUCCAGGAGUCAGGUUUUUCCCACUCGGCCUUCACGUUCGGGAUCGAGAGCCACAUCAGCCAGUCCAACAUCAACGGGACGCUGGUGCCGCCCGCCGCCCUCAUCUCCAUCCUGCAGAAGGGGCUGCAGUACGUGGAGGCUGAGAUCAGCAUCAACGAGGAUGGCACGGUGUUUGACGGCCGCCCCAUAGAGUCCCUGUCCCUGAUAGACGCCGUGAUGCCCGACGUGGUGCAGACGCGGCAGCAGGCGUUCCGCGAGAAGCUCGCGCAGCAGCAGGCCAGUGCGGCGGCCGCAGCGGCAGCAGCAGCCCCGGCAGCCCCGGCAGCAGUUUCCCAGCAAAAUCCACCAAAGAACGGAGAGGCCACGGUCAACGGGGAGGAGAACGGAGCACACGCAAUAAAUAAUCACUCGAAACCCAUGGAAAUUGACGGGGACGUUGAGAUUCCACCCAACAAAGCCACAGUCCUUCGGGGCCAUGAGUCCGAGGUGUUCAUUUGUGCCUGGAACCCUGUCAGCGAUCUGCUGGCUUCUGGGUCUGGAGACUCGACGGCCAGGAUAUGGAACCUUAAUGAACACAGCAACGGGGACUCCACCCAGCUUGUGUUGAGGCACUGUAUACGGGAGGGGGGACACGAUGUCCCCAGUAACAAAGAUGUCACCUCGCUGGACUGGAACAGCGAUGGGACACUUCUGGCCACAGGUUCAUACGACGGUUUUGCAAGGAUUUGGACGGAAGACGGUAACCUGGCCAGCACCUUAGGCCAACAUAAAGGCCCCAUCUUUGCCUUGAAAUGGAACAAAAAGGGGAAUUAUAUUUUGAGUGCUGGUGUAGACAAAACAACAAUCAUUUGGGAUGCCCACACAGGAGAAGCCAAACAACAGUUUCCUUUCCAUUCAGCCCCUGCUCUUGACGUGGACUGGCAGCACAACACUACCUUUGCCUCCUGUAGCACAGACAUGUGUAUUCAUGUAUGCAGACUCGGCUGUGACCGCCCGGUCAAAACCUUCCAAGGACACACAAAUGAAGUCAAUGCUAUCAAAUGGGAUCCUUCUGGAAUGUUGCUAGCAUCCUGCUCUGAUGACAUGACAUUAAAGAUCUGGAGCAUGAAGCAGGACACGUGUGUGCAUGACCUGCAAGCUCACAGCAAAGAGAUAUACACCAUCAAGUGGAGUCCCACUGGGCCGGCCACCAGCAACACCAACUCCAACAUCAUGCUGGCGAGUGCUUCGUUUGACUCCACGGUCCGGCUGUGGGAUGUGGAGCGAGGGGUUUGUAUCCACACGCUGACCAAACACCAGGAACCUGUCUACAGUGUCGCUUUUAGCCCCGACGGGAAGUACUUGGCCAGCGGCUCCUUUGACAAGUGUGUCCAUAUCUGGAAUACUCAGAGUGGCAGUCUCGUCCACAGCUACCGAGGCACCGGUGGCAUCUUCGAGGUGUGCUGGAACGCUCGCGGGGACAAAGUGGGCGCCAGCGCCUCCGAUGGCUCCGUGUGUGUUUUAGAUCUGCGGAAGUAAACACAAAAUAUUAUAGAAAAACUGAAGAGUUCUAGUGGACCAGCAGAGAACCUGUGGGUCUUGGCCCUCUCCAGACACCAUUCUGUCAGCUCCAAAACUGUACGAACUUGACUUGCGUUAGAGUGUACUUGGAAAUCAACUCGUCCCUGGCCACAGGAGUCUAUAAGUUUUCGUAAUCUUCAUCAAGAAGUUCCCAAACAAACAAGCAAAAUCAAAAGCAUCAGUCAUAUCAGAGGGGGAAGAGUGGUCUCCAUCCAGAACAUUCAGCCCAGGAAACAGGAAGCUAGACGUGCACGGUGUGGUUUCCAUCCGGAAGAGGCUCUGAUGGCUGAACGGAAAACAAGAAAAAAGGAAGCUGUGCCAAAAAAACAAAAACAAAAAAACAAAACAAAGAAGCAAAAUGCUGUGAUAAACCAGAAGGGGAAACGUCCUCUCCUCACGCUGGUGUUUUCUUUCCCCUGACAAUUGGGACACUACAGCUGCUCUGGCAAAGGAUGUUCAAAGACCAGUUUGUACCGAUGCGAUGUGCAACUUUGUAAUCCCAACACUUUCUAUUUUCUAGAA